AUGGCAGCGUAUCCUCCAGAUGUACACGGUCAACUGAUGCCUGACUUUCUUGCCCGCGAGUACCCCGAAAUCGCUGAGCGCGGUUUGUGUUACAUCGAUCUAUGGCCAAUUUCCUGGCCCAUGAUGGCUACCUUCCACCCGGAUAUUGCAGCGCAGUUUACCCAAGAAACAUCGCGCCCAAAGCACGGGAUUAUUCGUGGUCAGUUUCAACCUCUGACUGGACUGAAGGACCUUGUUCUGGCGGAGGGGUCAUUUUGGAAGAGGUGGCGAGCGAUGUUCAACCCCGGCUUUUCGACGCAAAAUAUAUCAGCUCUUGUCCCGGAAUUUAUCGAAGAGGCAUCAAUCUGGAAAAAGCACUUGCAGCAAGUUGCCAAAGAUGAUCGAGUUGUUCUUCUUGAAGAUUCCGUUAUGAAAGCGACGUGCGACGUUAUUGGUCGUUCCGUAUUGGGCCGAAGCUUGGGAAUUCAAUCUGGUAUAGACGACAAGAUCUUUCCUACGCUCAAGGCCGCCAUUGGGCUUCUCGUUACGGAUUGGUCGCCGCCAAACUGGAGUCGCCUUCUGGAUCCGUUCCGCCACCGGCGCCUUGCAAACCUCAAUCAGAAACUGCGAGAUCAACUCAAACCGUUGAUCCAGAGUCAACUCCAAAACCACGAGGGCGAUAGAGGACCCAAGACUAUCAAUGGUCUCGCUAUCAACACAUACAUAAAGGAGACUGGAAGCGAGACUAAUACCAAUUCCGGUAUUGAUAACGAGUUCCUUGAUGUAACGAUUGAAAACCUCAAAAUCUUUCUUUUUGCCGGCCAUGAUACCACCGCGUCAACCCUUUGCUUCGCUUACAACUACCUGGACCAGCAUCCACAUGUAAUGAAGAAGCUGCGGAAAGAGCACGAUGAGGUCCUAGGUCCUGAUCCCACCUAUGCAACAUCGAAGAUUUCUGAAACCCCUACAAUUUUGAACCAACUCGUGUAUACUACCGCGAUCAUCAAGGAAACCCUUCGACUCGAACCGCCAAUUGGCUCCUGUCGCGAAGGCUCCCCUACAUUCUUCCUGCGACAUCCCGAAACCGGACAGGAGCUUCCUACCGAUGGCUUUAUCCUGUUUUCCGCAAGCAAGGCAAUCCAUCGCAACCCGAGAUUCUGGGCGGAUCCUGACAAGUUUAUACCAGAGCGCUGGUUGCAGCCGGACUUUCAUCGAACUGCCUACCGCCCAUUCGAGCUAGGCCCUCGAGGCUGUAUUGGACAGGAGCUUGCCUUGACAGAGCUUAGGUUGCUCCUGGCUAUGACUGUCAGGGAUUUGGAAAUCAUUCCAGCGUACGGAGACAGUGAGGACAAGCUAUAUGGCUACCAAGCAUAUCAGGCGCAUAUGCCUGGCGAGCUUACGGCGCACCCGAGUAAGGGCAUGCCAGUGAAGGUGAGACUUCGAAAGGUAUAA
Fusarium coffeatum is the source of this 1431-nucleotide messenger RNA. RefSeq lists its product as uncharacterized. Gene Ontology annotation, molecular function: iron ion binding; heme binding; oxidoreductase activity, acting on paired donors, with incorporation or reduction of molecular oxygen. Lineage: Eukaryota; Fungi; Ascomycota; Sordariomycetes; Hypocreales; Nectriaceae. The record is from RefSeq and is a predicted model, not a curated record. The coding region runs from base 1 to 1431 and encodes 476 amino acids. The transcript has a single exon.